CUCAUUGAUCGUUGUCCUCUCGGAAGACCCCAUAGGUAACUCCGAGACGGGGGUUCACAUGUCACAGAACGGAACCCUAAACAUUUCACGCGACGAUGUUGGGGAGGGUACACGUGUGUUCAUCGUCAAGAAUGGAGGGAGUGAUCAGGGUAAUGGUGAAGGACAAGGAAUGGCAUCACUAUCCCGAACACCCUCCAUAAGCACCAGCACAAGUCAACAUGGCGGCAGUGUUAGUGAUAGUGGAGGGAUGGGUAAUUGUGAGAGUGAUAAUGUUAUUAAUGGGAUGCUUAGGCCAGGGGAUGAAGAUGUAGAUCCUACCUCAGAUCUAGGUGCAGAUCUUCAGCAUAUUGAAGAGUGGUUAAAAACACGCAGUGAUAGUUUUUCGAGCUUUGAUUUUGACCCCGAAAUCAAACCCUCAGAAGUUGAUAUAAAUGACUUCUUUAACCUCAAGAGUGGUGUGCAGUUUCAUGUCAGUGGUCAAGACUAUGGUUUAGUAUUUUCCAAAGAUAAUACAAGUGAUGCUGGUGCUUCAACAAGUACUAUGUUGCCAAAUCAGUUUACAUUCCCUGACCUCGGUGACAGUCUUGGCGGCACGGGCAGUCGAAGGAAUAGUUUUACAAAAAGGCUAGAGACACUGAUGCAGGUGGAUAAGGGUUUGUUUGAAGAAUUGCUGUUAACAGACCCCAAUAAGAAGUAUGGCAACAAAAAAUCAGAGAAUUUACCUUCAUUACCCGGAGAGGAUCCUUCUCGAGGUUUAUUUGAAGAGUUGUUGUUGCCCGGAGCACAGGAGGACUUGGCUCGUCACGCCCAGGAACUUCUUCUCACAGUGUCGAUGGAGAAAAAAGAAUCUAAUACAUCAGGUCAAGUAACCGGAGAGAAUGAGUCGCUGCGUGAGCCAGUGGAAUGUAGUGUUCCGCUGUCGGAGAAUACCCAAGAUGCGAGGAGUGACCAUGAAACCUCCGACGAACUGGAUCUCAUGGUUAGGAAUAUUCAGCCGAUCAAGUUGAUGAGUCCGCAGGAAAUAGAGAACAUGGCAUCAAGGCCACUAGGCUUUGAUGAAACUCCUAUCAAAACAGAAGUUCAAAGAAAUAGAGACGGUUCUAGUCAGAUGGAAGAAGAUUUUAACUUCAUGCCAUUUGUUGCUCGGGGAUGUGAAGACAAUAGCACGCUUCCGCCAGAUCUCUUGACAAGUCCAAAUAGUGAGGUAGACAGUAAGCUCUCCAGUAUAUUGGCCAUGGAUGCGUCUAAUGACACUCUAGAAAUUCCGAGUUCUGAAGCCAGUGACAUGCUUGAAACUCUCGGUAAAACUCCUCCAAAAUUAGAAAGAAGCAUUUCUCCGGGUACAUUCUUGGUAAAAUUGGAACCUAAGGAAAAUCGAGAAGCGCGUGAGAAGACCCUCACACCAACAAAUGUGUCAACGUCUAGUCAGCUUAUAACUGUUGCUAUGCCGCCCCCUUCAACAACAUUUACCAAUACAACAGCUUCUUUUCAACCUACUGUCCCUAUAUCAAUUCUCAAUGUAAAUGAUAUUAUUAGCACUGCCAUAACUAAGACAACAACCACUCCUAGUAGCAGUUUGGUUACUGCUGUCAGUUGUAGUUCUGUUGUAAGCUUUACAACUGUCACAACUACUACCACUACUGCCUCAGUUAGUAUGGCUCCUAAAGGACUUUUGAAAAUCCCCUCAGGACCAGUCCGCACAGAAUUGAAAAAACUGCCCAUUGGUAUGGUUCAACUUCGGCUCGCUGCACCACCGCCGCCAGUCACUUCCCUUGGUACUGCAUUAACAACUGUGACAACAACAGCAAGUCCACAGCUGCCAAGACCUGCAUUCAUACUAAGGCCUCUGAUUACACCUGGUCAACAACAACCAUCUCAACAGCAAACCACAGUGUCAGAAAACCUAGUAACCUCUAAGGAAAGUACCAAUGCUCCAUUAACUUUCACACCACUUAAAAUGGUAGCAGUACAGCCAUCUAACAAACCAGGCACAGCCAAUGUGACGAUCACGGUUGACCGAAAAGCAAAUUUGACCACAGUUAACAUAGUGUCCUCAAACAAUGAGCACACAGUUUUUAAAAUUAAUACUUGUGAUUUGGUGCGUGCCGUCUCCAGCAUCCGAGAGCCACAUUUAGACCCAUUGGGUCUUACUCCACAGCAAUUGCUGCGUUCUGCUCACACUGCUCACCGUCUGAUUCAGGAGGUUCAUCAGCAAGGGGCUGCACGUCAACCCAAAGGCGCUGGUAAAGAUGCUUCCCCAGGCCCACAAAAUUUUGAAAUCAAUCAGGCCUUGCAAGAAGUUAAGGCACCAAUCUCACGAAUGCAGCAAGGUCAGUUAGCGCUGUUGAGACAGGCAGCAGCUGCAGCAGUCUCCACAGCAAUUUCUACUACUGUAGCAAAUACCACUAGUGAAACAUGCCAAGCUGUCACAAGUAGUGGUAUGUGCACAAGUAUUGGAUCAACCAUAGUAGGAACAACACCACUGUUUACUACUGCUUCCACAUCUGGUUCUGUUAUGAUACCUACAACAGUGAAUGCAACUGUAUUAAAUACUGUCAAAGGUGUAGUAUCUAGCUUAACAUCACAGAAAGUACUUGGGGAUACAUGUGUGUCACCAGUUCGCACGGAGGUGAGGUCUUCGCGCCAGACUACAGUCACAGCUGCUGAGAAAUCCCAUAUAAAGAGUGAGGGUGUUGGUGUGUCCCUACGUCCUGGAGCCCCACCAACUAUGGUUUCAGUGCCUUCUGUCCUGGACACACUAUCAGCCUCCUCACUCAUCCCUGCUGACCUCCUACAAACAUCUGAUCAGUCGCCUUCUUCCUCUGCCCACAUACAAAGUGAUGAUGACCUUAAUGAUGAAAAUCCCGAGAUGUGCACAGUUUCAGAUGAGGUUGCCAACAAAGCCUUGGAAGAACUUGGUAUUCACAUAGAUUCUCUUCAGUGUGAACCCUCACCACAGGGGGGCAAACGUUGGCUCUGUCCCAUCAAAGGCUGCAGCAAGCAUUUUCCAAAGCUUUCAUCUCUAAAGGUUCACUUGCUGAGCCACAAUGGAAUCCGGCCGUAUAAAUGUAGUUAUGAAAAUUGUGACUGGGCCUUUUACACGUGGUAUAAGCUGAAGCGACACAUUGAAACACAUCUGAAGAGAAGGGACUAUGUGUGUUCAGAAACCAACUGCAACAGGAGAUUCACCACAGUUUAUAACCUCAACACACAUCUUCGCCUGCACCAGCGUCCAAAGUGCUGGAUGUGCUCACUGCCAGAAUGUACUCAAGCUUUCCACACCCGACGGGAGUUGGAGGUACACAUGAAGACUCACAAGGAUGUUGAAGCUCCAUACAAAUGUGGUGUGGAUGGGUGCAGCAAAUCUUACUUCACCCCCAACUCGCUCACAUCACACAUGCGUAGUCAUCAUAAGGAGGAAGAGUUACGAUGCCAGUGGACAGGAUGUGGCAAAAAAUUUGACAAGCCCUGCAGACUUAAAGCACACAUGAGAGUACACACAGGCCAGAGACCAUUUGUGUGCACAUUUGAGGGUUGUAACUGGUCAUUCCAAAGUGCAAGUAAAUUAAGUCGUCAUCAGCGAAAACACACCAACGACCGGAAAUUUACCUGCCCCAUCUGUCAAAAAUCCUUUCUCCGGUCCGAACAUCUUAAGGGCCAUUUGCUUAUCCACACAGGGGUUCGAAACUUUCAGUGCCCCAUUGAACAUUGCAAUGCUAAGUUCACUGCCAAAAGUAGCUUGUAUGUACAUCUUAAGAAACAUGAAGGAAAGACUAAGGAAAAUAACAACAAAGUUACUUAUCACUGCCCAAUAGAUACCUGUGAUAAGAGCUACAACUCCAAGUUUAAUCUCCGUCAACAUAUGCUCAAGAACCAUACUAUACUGACCACAAAUCAAAUGGACUACAUAACACUGCUUAGUGACAAGGACCUGAUGAUGGACCAACUCCUGCCUUUAACAGCUGGGGGUACAUCAUCUUCAUCAGUCACACUUGACUCCAAUGUGCCAUCCUCCACAUUUUCUUCUGCAUCUCCAUCUAGUGAUGCUCAAGCAACAUUACUCUCAAGCAUUGAACUCAUCAAUGGGGAUAUAGGUGCUGAUGGAAAUAAUAUUCCUCCCAUUAUUGUGAUGGAGGGAAGAAGUGGUGCUGAAGCCAUUGACAGCAUGGACGUCAGCAUGGCAGACACACUCAUCGGAACAGCAUCGGCUGCAAGCGGUGCAGAAGUGGAACCCCUUGAUAUGGCCACCAUCACAAAGGACGCCGCUGAAGACAUAAUUGUGUCUGGGGGUUCUGCUCGCACAGAUGUUUUAGGGAAUAUUAUACGCUCUCAACGUGCUAAAAAGAGGCAACAGUUGAACUUGGCUAAGAAGAUAGCAGAACUUGGUUGUCACACAUCCAGUGAUCAUUCCACUGGGGAAGGAGUGGUGAGUUUUACCAAUGAUGUUGUGUUGUCAGCCUCUGCAGUAACAAUGUCUGCUACAUCACAUCUUCAAUCUGCACUCUUACAGGAUGAUGGUGUUGGCAGUGAGCUGUACCAGGAGAGUCUGAUGGGCCAUGAUCUCCUGUCUGAUCCCACCACCGAUCCACAGUCAACUAUCAACCUUCGAGACUUAGAAUAAUGUUUUUAGUUCUCCUAGAAUCCUUUUUAGCUUGGGGAAUGUCUUGUUUACAGGUACUGUAAUUUGUAUUUAUGAACAUACACAUGUUUAUUGUAUUUAAUACUGUAUAAUGAUCUCAUGCAACACAACUGUUAUUGUGUAAAACUUUACGGGAAUCAUUUUCAUUUGACUUGUAAAGUGGUAUUCCUUAAAAUUAUUUUAUAUUUGGGAAGUUUCCAGUUUGAAGUCUAGAUAUUGACAAGAACAUACGUGGUAUUUAUGGUGAUCUUUUUCUUAUUGGUGGCAGAGAUUUUACUUUUUUAUGAGUAUUGACUGCCCUGAAGAGAUCUGUAAUGUAUUUAUUAAGCUUCUGAAUUUCUAUUUUGUUAAAAUGUCUAUUUUCUUUUGAGUAAACUGAUGCCCAUUGAUGCUUAGUUAAUUAAGUUAAAAUCUUUAGCCAUAGAAAAUCAGAAGCAAAUUAUAGCAUUUUUCCUUGUGAAAUGUGAUCAUCUUCUGGGUCUACACUAAUUUACAUUCUUUGGUGGAGAAACGAGUUCAAAAGGUAUUUUUUACUUAGGGAGUUAAUUGGAAGAUAUCUUGCCAAGCUAUUGUGCCUGGAUUCUCAAAGAGCUCGUAAGCAAUAGUAGAUAAUUUAUAGUCUGCUGUUAUCACUAAUGGUCCAUGUCUAAUUUUGAAAAGCCCAAUCAUUAAUGGAAUAAUCUAAUGGGAAUUAAAAAAAUAAAAAAUCCAAGAAAACCUAUUCCAGUACACAGAUGACAAAUAUAUUCAAGUUCCAUGUUAUUUGAGACAAACUCACACCAUGUGUAAUCACAACUUUUCAUUAUACAUAUUGCUUGUUAUAUCACGUCACUGGAUGACUAAUAGUGGGACAUUUUGGUGAAGAUGAAAAUAUGAAGGGCCUUACCUCAUAUAACAUAGGUCAGCAUAAAUUAACAUUUUACCCCACCACAACUGAACAUUAAUUCACCAUAAGGACUCUGAAUCUGCCACAUGAUUGUGACACAAAGAUGAAUGCAAGGUUAAUCAACAUAUCUAUAAUAUUAAUGGGUAAGAAAGGGGAUUUAUUAUUUACAAUAAUCAAGAUUUGGGUAAAUAGUUAAUAGUGGUAGAUAUUACCUCACAAGGUACUCUGCAAAAGGGACACAGAGAAUGUAUUACUAGUUUUUGUUACCUAUAGUCAUGUUUGUUUAGAAGAGAUACAUUCACUUAUAUUUUUUUGAGAAUGCCAUAGUUACUUUUAUCCUGAGAAGAUCACUGUGUGAGCUAUGAUCACAGAGGUAUGAGACUACAUCUUUCUUUGGAUGGCUUUAUUCUUUCUCUAUCUGAUAUACUGAUAGUAUACUCCAUAGUUACAUUGAGCAAGUUGAGUGUUUAUCAAGAAAAGUUUAUUUACUGAGGAUUAUGCAUUCAUCCCAAAAAUUAAAAUUGAGCAUUAAGCCAUAAUGGUAGAAUGUCAAGUGGCUUUGUACACAACUUAGUUUUUGUUCGUCUGAUUAAUCACAAGACCAGUUUUACCCCGUUUGUCAAGUUUUAAGAAUUACCCACAUAACCAUAGUGAUCUCGGAUAUAUUCUCAGUUUGUGGUAUUUUAUACCAUCACCCACCUGGUGAGUUCUUGGAAAGUUAAUAUAAAAAAAUAGUAACUUUUAUAUUUUGACAAUAGAUGAAGUUGCUUUUUGUAAUAAUUAUUUUUACCUGGCUAGUAAAUCCUUUACCAAGCUUUCCAAGCAGUCUAACUGAUAAUCAUUUUCUACGGAAGGUUUCCUACUACUGUAUUUCUCUCAGUGAGCCUUCACUCGUGUACUGUUGGGCAUGUGAUUUUUUCCUGAUCUGCGAUGUAAAAUUGACCUCUUGCUCAUAUAAUGCUGCCAUCUUCUCUUGUUGACAGAAGCUUUAUGGUUAGUUUUCUUAUAGAAGAAAUGGUAUUAUCGAAUUUGGAUCAGUUUGUGCAGUCUUUCCAGUGUAGUGGUUCCUGUGGUUGUGUUCGGAGUCCAACAUUGGGGCAGGGUUAGUACUUUUAAUCUUAAACACAUUGUACAUAUUGGGUUAAAAAACCCAAGUUGCAUAACACUGCCGUAGAUGCUAAGAAGGGAAAUUAUUGUAGUACAUUAUUGCCUUUGCCAAAAUUACUUAAACAAAUAUUUAACGGUCCAUACAUAGAUGUACAACUUGAGGUGUAUAAAGAGUUUUUCCUUAAACUUAGACAACUGUAAACCAGAUUGUUAAUAUGAAAGAAUUCUCUCAGUAACAUUACUCUUUAUCGAAAUACUUGUUACAUAGAGAAAAGUAUUUAGAUUUUUGAGAAAGCGAUAUGUCCUCACAUAAGUAAAACAAAAUUACCUAAUACAGUUUUAAGGUGCCAUGAGAAAAUGUGCACAUUAAGUGUGCAGGUCAUUGGGCUUUAAGGGGGAUUCAAACAGUGAAGAAGUCGAAUUAUGGGGUUACAGAUAUUAAACUUAGGGAGUUAAAGUUAUGUUGUCAGUUAUCCGAUAUUUCUUCUGUUUAAAUUAAGGAUACUUUAAUCAGAAGAAAUUCAGAUGUGGUUUGUUGAAGAUUGAAAUUGAGAUUGUUUUUGUGGUCAGUCAAUAUUAUUGUUACAUGUUGUAGAAAUAUAUGCCUUAUGAAUAUUAUUGUGUUGUACACUGAUUCACAACAUAUACUGUAUUACUACCAUUUUCAUAUCAUCGUGCACAUAAGUCCAGAGAUUCGUAGCAUAAUAAUGUGUGUGUGUGUAUUUGUAAGGGUGACUCUAAUGUUUAACUGUGUACAGUAUUAGUGUUUUUGCAUGCAGUAUUUUAUACAUUUACGUGUUUCAGACAAAUGUAUAAUUUACAAGAGCAUUUCACAUUUUUAUUGGUAUUGGUGUCAAGAACUAUGAACUGUGAAGAUUGAAGAUUAAUCUUGUGUAUUUACUGUACUUAUGAUUAUGAUUCACUGGCAUACAUAAUAAGUGUUCUCUUUUUUAAAAGAAAAAUCUGAGAAAUGAGUGUUAUCAAUAGAUUUUCUCACUCAUCUAGUACCAGCAUG
This is a messenger RNA of Homarus americanus (American lobster), 7647 nucleotides long. RefSeq lists its product as uncharacterized. Gene Ontology annotation, biological process: regulation of transcription by RNA polymerase II. Bases 59 to 4621 code for a protein of 1520 amino acids. The record is from RefSeq and is a predicted model, not a curated record. Gene Ontology annotation, molecular function: transcription coregulator activity. NCBI's taxonomy places the organism in Eukaryota, Metazoa, Arthropoda, Malacostraca, Decapoda, Nephropidae. The transcript has 12 exons. Gene Ontology annotation, cellular component: nucleus.